GUGAGAGAAAUCAGGAUUCCAAUUCACUGGUUUAGUUCUGAGACACCCACAGCUGCAAAGUAUCAAUCAGGGCUAAGCUGGGAGCUGAGAACUGAAUGCAGGAUUUUUCCUGUGGGCAGCAGAACCCCAGUGCCUUGAGCCAUCACCGCUGCUUCCCAAGGUCUGCAUUAACACAAAGCUGGAAUCAAGGUCAGAAGUAGGAAUGGAACCCAAGUACUGCAGUGUAAGGUGUAGCCCUGCAGCCCGCUUCAUGCUUCCAAGGCUGGAGAAUACACACACCCCUUCGGUGUUGGUGUCAUUUGAAGAUGUGGCUGUGGACUUUACCCAGGAGGAAUGGCAGCACAUGGACAACACUCAGCGGAACCUGUACAGGGAUGUGAUGCUUGAGACUUAUAGCAAUCUGCUGUCCUUGGAGUCCUACAGAAAGGAUGAGCUGCUUGGAGCUAAUCAGAAAAGACAAGAAAUAAUGUGCAGGAUGCCUGAUGAAAUAAACCAUACCUCUAAUUUCCCUGAGACUAAACUCCAGAGUGGGAAAAAUCUCAGACAGCAUGUAAAAACGUACACUUGUCAGCAGUCUUUUGAGCACAGUGGGAAAGAAAAAACUUUCAGCAAGAAGAAGAUAUUCCUUUCGAAAGUUUAUAGCAACAACCAGUGUAAUAAUCAACCAGUCAACGUGGGAGAAUCUGUUCAGCAAAGAGAGAACUGA
Messenger RNA from Ochotona princeps (American pika), 706 nucleotides. RefSeq names its product zinc finger protein 157-like. The record is from RefSeq and is a predicted model, not a curated record. Bases 203 to 706 code for a protein of 167 amino acids. NCBI's taxonomy places the organism in Eukaryota, Metazoa, Chordata, Mammalia, Lagomorpha, Ochotonidae. The transcript is spliced from 6 exons. Gene Ontology annotation, biological process: regulation of DNA-templated transcription.